UUUUCAACUGGGACUGCUCAUAAGGUGUUCAGCUUUCCCAACGCGAAUACAUCAAAUUGUUAGUGCUCUCGUUUUUCCAAAAUUUUACGUACGAAAAAAAGUGUUCAGAAAAUUAUUCCGUUUGAAAAACGCACAAAUUUUUAAAAUUAACUGGGCCACCCUAAAUCCCAAUGGCCAGCUCCAAUGUGUCCGACUGGGAUGAGCCGCUGCCGACGUCGACGGACUCGCUGCCCGCGGAGGAGGACCCGGAUGUGUGCGCCGAGGAGAACGUGAGGCGGCGGCAGGCGGAGAACCUGGCCAGGCUGCAGUCCUACGUGCGCCGCAUGGCCUACCAGCCGGCCAUGCCGCCCAAGGCGAAGCCCUACGACGUGGCCCUGUCCAAGCCGAAGCUGCACACGCUGAUCGACAACUACGAGCAGUUCAAGGACGUCUACGACCCCGGGCUGCGGGCCAGGCGGAUGAAGCGGAUGCUGGGCAAGUACAAUGCCAUCACCACGGAACAGCUGGAGGAGAUCCUCAAGAGCAACAAGACCAAGGAGCGCAAGAAGGAGAACUUGCUGAAGCGCAAGCAGGAGCUGUACUACAGCAUGCUGACCAAGCUGGAGCGGCAGUGCCGCACCCAGUACCUGAACGUGCUCAUCAGGAAGUUCGCCAAGUUCAUCGCCCACCUGGCCACCACGAUGCGCAUUCCGCCGCAGCUGGUCGAUCCGUAUGCCCGCAUGCAGCGUGGCAUCUUCUGCAACAUCCUGCUGGCCAUCGGCGUGCAGCCCGCCUCGCAGUCGGCCAUCUACUACACCAGCCAGGAUGCCAUCGAGUACGAUGUGUGCCAUCGCCUGGCCCACGCUUUGCUCAGCCUGAUCAUCAAGGCCCUGGACUCGGCGGCCACCAGGGAUCCCAAUGAGCUGGCUAGACCGGCGGACAUGGACUUCGAGAUGGACAACCACAUCAAGCGGCGGCUCAUGUGCGCCGCCGAGAAGAAGCUGCUGUACGAGCGCAGGCGCAAGAUGAAGCCUUCGCAGGCGCAGGCCAUUGGAGCCUUCGAGAAGUGCACCCGCUACGAUUGCGAUUAGGAUGACUCAUCCAGUAUAUAUAUAUUUGGCUAUCAUUGCUUA
Molecule: messenger RNA, 1112 nt
Organism: Drosophila takahashii
Lineage: Eukaryota; Metazoa; Arthropoda; Insecta; Diptera; Drosophilidae
Source: RefSeq, a predicted model, not a curated record